Ailuropoda melanoleuca (giant panda) is the source of this 512-nucleotide messenger RNA. Its product is annotated as protein S100-A12. The record is from RefSeq and is a predicted model, not a curated record. Gene Ontology annotation, molecular function: RAGE receptor binding; calcium-dependent protein binding; calcium ion binding. Gene Ontology annotation, cellular component: extracellular exosome; cytoplasm. The coding region runs from base 119 to 397 and encodes 92 amino acids. NCBI's taxonomy places the organism in Eukaryota, Metazoa, Chordata, Mammalia, Carnivora, Ursidae. The transcript is spliced from 3 exons. Gene Ontology annotation, biological process: antimicrobial humoral immune response mediated by antimicrobial peptide; endothelial cell migration; positive regulation of canonical NF-kappaB signal transduction.
CUUGAGGUUGAAGGUGAAGCCUGGAGUGCCUUAUAAAAACCUCCCCGGCUCAGUACUUCUCACCAGCCCUGGCUUCUUGCUACAUUUCCACUCUCCUGCACACUGAAGGGUUGAGAAGAUGACUAAGCUGGAGGACCAUAUGGAGGGGAUCAUCAAUGUCUUCCACCAGUACUCGGUCCGGGUGGGGCAUUAUGAUAAGCUUUCCAAGGGUGAGAUGAAGCAGCUGAUCACAAGGGAACUUCCGAACACCCUCAAGAACACCAAAGAUCAGGCUACGAUUGACAAAACAUUCCAAGAUCUGGAUGCUGAUAAAGAUGGACAGAUCGACUUUAGUGAAUUUGUAACCCUGGUGGUCCGUGUGCUGCUGACUGCGCAUGAGGAUAUCCACAAAGAGUAAGGAGCUCCGAGGGCUCUUCUCCAGCAAAGUUCGCAGGAAGACCUUUCCUUGUAAUCACGGAAGCCCUGCUCUGCACGCGGGAAGUGGGAGUUAAUAAAUGUAUUCUUGAAAAGUU